This is a messenger RNA of Phodopus roborovskii (desert hamster), 2443 nucleotides long. RefSeq names its product protocadherin gamma-A1. Gene Ontology annotation, biological process: homophilic cell-cell adhesion. Lineage: Eukaryota; Metazoa; Chordata; Mammalia; Rodentia; Cricetidae. The record is from RefSeq and is a predicted model, not a curated record. The transcript has a single exon. The coding region runs from base 11 to 2443 and encodes 810 amino acids. Gene Ontology annotation, cellular component: plasma membrane. Gene Ontology annotation, molecular function: calcium ion binding.
CCAGAAAGCAAUGGCGAUUUCAGAGAAGCUAACCGGUUGGAGCCGGCUGAUAAUACUGUGUCUUUCUCUGGAACUAUUAUCGGAAGCCGGCACUGGAAACAUCCGCUACUCUGUGCCAGAAGAAACCGACAAAGGCUCCUUCGUGGGCAGCAUCGCCAAGGACCUGGGGCUAGAGCCCCGCGAGCUGGCAGAGCGCGGGGUCCGUAUCAUCUCCAGAGGUAGGUCUCAGCUUUUCUCUCUGAACCCGCGAAGCGGCAGCUUGGUCACCGCCAGCAGGAUAGACCGGGAGGAGCUGUGCGCCCAGAGUGCGCCCUGUCUCGUGAGCUUUAACAUCCUUGUGGAGGAUGAAAUGAAGCUUUUCCCUAUCGAAGUAGAUAUAAUUGAUAUUAACGACAACACCCCCAAAUUCCAGUUAGAAGAGCUGGAAUUAAAAAUGAGUGAAAUAACUACUCCAGGUACCAGGAUCCCUCUGCCUCUUGGGCAAGACCUUGAUGUGGGAAUAAACUCACUUCAGAGCUACCAGCUAAGCGCCAACCCUCACUUCCUCCUAGAUGUGCAACAGGCACCUGAAGGAGCACAACAGCCAGAAAUGGUACUGCAGAGCCCUCUAGACAGAGAAAAAGAUGCUAUACACUACCUCGUCCUCACUGCCUCUGAUGGCGGUAACCCAGUACACUCGGGAACUCUGCAAAUUCGUGUUCAGGUGGUAGAUGUGAACGACAACCCACCUUCAUUUAGUCAGGCAGAGUACCACGUGAGUGUCCCUGAGGACGUCCCAUUAGGCACACGGCUUCUCAAGGUGAAUGCUACAGACCCAGAUGAGGGAGCUAAUGGCAAAGUAACUUACUCUUUUCACAACGUAGACCACAGUGUGGUCCAGAAAUUUCAAUUGGAUUCUUACACAGGAGAAAUAACAAAUAAAGAACCACUAGAUUUUGAAGAAUACAAAGUUUAUCCAAUGGAAAUUCAAGCACAGGAUGGUGCUGGACUCAUGGCUAGAGCUAAGGUGCUGGUCACUGUUUUGGAUGUUAACGAUAAUGCCCCAGAAGUUGGAAUCACCUCUGUCACUACCAAAGUGGCAGAAAACUUUCCUCCUGGGACCGUAAUUGCUCUUAUUAGUGUGCACGAUCAAGAUGCUGGUAACAAUGGUCAUGUCACAUGUUCCAUUCCUGAAAUCCUACCCUUUAAGCUGGAAAAAUUAGUUGACAAUUAUUACCGCUUGGUAACAGAACGAACACUGGACAGAGAACAUAGCUCUGGAUACAACAUCACAAUAACAGCAACAGAUCAGGGAACUCCAUCCCUAUCUACCCAAGCUCAUAUCUCACUGCUAGUGACAGAUAUCAAUGACAACCCUCCAGUUUUUGAACAGGACUCCUACUCUGUCUACAUUCCUGAAAAUAACCCCAGAGGGUCUUCCAUCUUCUCAGUAAAGGCCCAGGAUGCUGACCACAAUGAGAAUGCGCUAGUGACUUACUCCCUGGUGGAAGACACUAUUCAGGGAGUGCCUUUGUCUUCUUACUUCUCCAUCAACGCUGACACUGGAGUUGUCUAUGCAUUGCAAUCCUUUGACUAUGAACAGUUUCGAGAUUUGCAGCUAAGGGUGAUGGCUCGUGAUAGUGGGAACCCACAACUCAGCAGCAAUGUAUCCCUGAAUCUGUUCAUGAUAGAUCAGAAUGACAAUGCCCCCGAAAUCCUGUACCCUGUCCUCCCCAAAGAUGGCUCCACUGGUGUGGAACUAGCACCACGGUCUGCCGAGCCUGGUUACCUGGUGACGAAGGUGGUGGCAGUAGACAAAGACUCAGGACAGAACGCCUGGCUGUCCUACCAUCUGCUCAAGGCCAGCGAGCCAGGGCUCUUCUCAGUGGGACUGCACACAGGCGAGGUGCGCACUGCCCGGGCCCUGCUGGACAGAGAUGCUCUGAAGCAGAACUUGGUGGUGACUGUGCAGGACCACGGCCAGCCCCCUCUGUCCACUGCAGUCACACUUACCAUAGCAGUGGCUGACAGCAUUCCUGAACUCCUGGCUGACCUGGGUAGCAUUGGGACCACUGCUGAUCCCCAAGAUUCAGAUCUCACACUCUACCUGGUGGUGGCAGUGGCUGUAGUCUCCUGCAUCUUCCUAGCCUUUGUCAUCGUACUCUUAAUGCUCAAGCUACAACACUGGUACUCCUCACGCUUGCUCCAGACUGCAGAAAAUGGAUUAACUGACAUUCCUGCCUCCAACUUUGUAGGUGUUGAUGGGGUACAUGCAUUUCUACAGACCUAUUCCCAUGAGAUCUCACUCACUGCUGACUCAUGCAAGAGCCACCUUAUCUUCCCACGGCCCAACUAUGCAGACACACUUAUCAGCCAAGAGAGCUGUGAGAAAAGGGAAUUUCUGUCGGCACCUCAGUCUCUGCUUAAAGAUAAAGAGGAAAUAUUUUCUCAGGUAAACUUAUAA